Schistosoma haematobium is the source of this 1152-nucleotide messenger RNA. RefSeq lists its product as uncharacterized. Gene Ontology annotation, cellular component: nucleus. Gene Ontology annotation, molecular function: protein serine/threonine phosphatase inhibitor activity; protein phosphatase 1 binding. The record is from RefSeq and is a predicted model, not a curated record. Bases 385 to 852 code for a protein of 155 amino acids. Lineage: Eukaryota; Metazoa; Platyhelminthes; Trematoda; Strigeidida; Schistosomatidae. The transcript has 3 exons.
GAGUGACAAAGCCGUUUGAACUGAAACUACACAGCAUUUCAAAUUACUUUGUAAACACAAGCACACUGUGUGGUAAAUAAGUCCGAAGAAACUAAAUAUUGCUUCCAUAUACUCAUUACAAAUACGAGUAAAAAUUGCAUAAAAUUUUAGGCUGGACGUAAAGUUUUGCCGAAAACGGGUAACAGUUUUGUAAUUAUUGUGUACGUAGUGCAAAUUUGUUUAUACUAGUCGUUUGCAUUUAAAUAUACAUAUUGUUCGUUAAUAACUCUCUUUUGGAUGUUGCGUUACUCUGUCUGAAGUUGACUGCUUGGCAUCCGAGGAACAAUUUACAUACACAAGGAGUUGGUACCUUCAUAUCAAUUUGAUAAGCAUUUAAUUGGGUUCAUGGCCACGGAAUUAAGAACAAAUGUAGAAUCAGAAAGAGAGGAACAACCAACUACAGUUGCUGAUGUCAAUCAGCCUCUAUUAAUACGAGGAACUAGCAAUACUCUAACAGUUGAUAAUGAAAAUAAUCUACCUUCUUCUAGUCAUGGUCCAGCAAUCCGAUGGGCUGAAGGUACAGUAGAUAAUGAAUUUAUGGGUAAAAAAAAGUCGAAUUGUUGUUGCAUUUAUGAAAAACCAAGAAAAUGGAAUGAAUCAUCUAGUUCAUCAUCAGAUUAUUCUGAUCAUUCGUCUGAUGAUAACAAUGAUAUAAAUAAACAAAACACACAUAAAAAUACACAUUGUACAGAACAUUGUCGAGGACAUACAAAACGAUGCUUUCGAAAAAAGAAAAACAAUAAAGAUACAAAUCCUGAAAAUUUUGAAAAACCAACUUCAUCUGACUUCAAUCCAAAUGGUUUAUGUUCAUAAUUUAAAUAAUUUUGUUUUAAUAUGGUCAACAUUUGUUGGGGGAAAAGAUAUAUAUACAUACAUACUAGCUGUUUGAAUAGUUUGUUCUGUUUGAUUCGAAUACUUAUUAGUUUGAUUUGUAUUUUGGAGAAUAUAUUUCAAUCUGUUCAUUCUUUGUUUUACUCUUACAUUUUUUCCUUUUAUUACUAUUACUAUUAUGUGAAUAUUUUCCAAUCUGUUGUUACUUAUAAAUAAAAUAUCCUACAGAUGUAUAUUUCCGUUGUCUUCAAACAUCAAAUUUGAAAUAAACUAUAAACAAAC